This is a messenger RNA of Pseudogymnoascus destructans, 908 nucleotides long. It is a transcript of the gene MAD2, whose product is annotated as mitotic spindle checkpoint component mad2. The record is from RefSeq and is a predicted model, not a curated record. Bases 19 to 687 code for a protein of 222 amino acids. The transcript is spliced from 3 exons. Gene Ontology annotation, cellular component: nucleoplasm; cytoplasm; kinetochore. Gene Ontology annotation, biological process: mitotic spindle assembly checkpoint signaling. Lineage: Eukaryota; Fungi; Ascomycota; Leotiomycetes; Thelebolales; Thelebolaceae.
AUCAAGGAAACGGGCAUCAUGUCUGAAGCAAAGGAUAAAUCCAAGGUGCACAAGCUCAAGCUGAAAGGCUCGUCGAGGCUGGUCGCCGAGUUUUUCCAAUACUCGAUCAACACAAUCCUGUUCCAGAGAGGCGUCUACCCCGCCGAAGACUUCAGCGCAGUCAAGAAAUAUGGCCUCAACAUGCUGGUCUCCUCGGAUGACCAAGUCAAAGCGUACAUCAAAAAGAUUAUGUCGCAGCUCGACAAAUGGAUGGUCGGAGGCAAGAUCUCCAAGUUGGUUGUCGUGAUUACGAGCAAGGACACUGGCGAGCAUAUGGAGCGCUGGCAAUUUGACGUCCAAAUCUUCAACAAGAAGAAGUCAUCGUCAUCAUCUAAGAAGGCAGCCGACCAAGAGAACGCCGUGCCCGAAGGAUCUGAGCCCGCUGCGGAAAAGACGGAGAAGGAGAUUCAAGACGAGAUACAAUCCAUCUUCCGGCAGAUUACGGCCUCGGUUACCUUCCUACCGCAACUCGAAGGAGACUGCACCUUCAACGUGCUUGUCUACGCAGACGCCGACUCCGAGGUGCCAAUGGAAUGGGGUGACAGCGACGCGAAGGAGAUUAAGAAUGCCGAGAAGGUGCAGUUGAGGAGCUUUAGCACGAGCAAUCACAAGGUCGAUACUCUGGUCAGCUACAGGCUCGCUGAGUGAGUGGGAAGGAUUUCGGUUGAUUUGGAGGUUCGGAAGGAUAUAUCAGGAGUCAGGCGUUUCUAAGGGAAGGGCCAGGGGUGUCUAGGUCCUGAUGGGCAGUUAUUGUACUAGAUGGGUGAAGCAUCAUAUAUGCUGUGCACCCAGACAUGGGGGGUGUAAUAUCACACUACAUGCCUCAAUUGCAAACAUAACUCAUUUAAUUCUAAACCUAUUUUUUGCCU